Molecule: messenger RNA, 1324 nt
Organism: Benincasa hispida (wax gourd)
Lineage: Eukaryota; Viridiplantae; Streptophyta; Magnoliopsida; Cucurbitales; Cucurbitaceae
Product: glyoxylate/hydroxypyruvate reductase A HPR2-like
Cellular component (GO): cytosol
Molecular function (GO): hydroxypyruvate reductase [NAD(P)H] activity; glyoxylate reductase (NADPH) activity; NAD binding
Source: RefSeq, a predicted model, not a curated record
GUAAGGAAUAAAACAACACUAAAUGUGGGGAAUUGAAACACUCAGAGCUCACGACCUAAAACUAAGAAGUUUGGUUAAAAUAAGAAAAAUGGAGCGCAUAGGAGUUGCAAUGACGACCCCAAUGUCGAGUUACCUUGAACAACAACUUGAACAACGCUUCAAUGUCUUCAAGCUUUGGAAGCAUCCUGUGGACUCCAAAGAUGCCCAAUUAAUCAGAGCAAUAGUCUGCAGCACCCAGUCCGGCGCCGACGCUAAUUUGAUCGACUCCUUCCCCGGUUUGGAAAUCGUAGCGACCUUCAGUAUGGGACUGGACAAGGUCGAUUUGCGAAGAUGUAUGGAGAAGGGGAUUAAGGUUACGAAUACUCCCGACGUUUUGACCGACGAUGUCGCCGAUGUUGCAAUUGGACUCGCCUUAGCCGUUUCCAGAAAGAUUUGUGAGUGUGAUAGGUUCGUUAGGAGUGGUUCCUGGCUCAAACGCGAGUUCGGAUUGACAACAAGGUUCAGUGGCAAAUCAGUAGGAAUAAUUGGAUUGGGAAGGAUUGGUUCAGCCAUAGCCAAGAGAGCACAAGCAUUUGGUUGUCCCAUCAAUUAUUUCUCAAGGACUGAAAAGCAACACCACAGGGGUAAUUACAAAUACUUCCCCACUGUCCUAGACUUGGCUGCAAAUUCCCAGAUUCUGUUUGUAUCAUGUGCUCUAACUGAACAAACAAAGCACAUUGUGAACAGACAAGUAAUUGAUGCAUUGGGACCAUAUGGCAUUCUUAUCAACGUCGGACGCGGUGCUCAUGUCGACGAGUCCGAGCUCAUCUCUGCACUGCUCGAAGGUCGUUUAGGAGGAGCGGGACUAGAUGUAUUUGAAAAUGAGCCCCAUAUUCCUCAACAGCUGCUUCAUCUUCAAAACACAGUUCUUCUCCCUCAUGUGGGAUCUGAUACCAUUGACACUAACAACGCAAUGGCUGACCUUGUCAUUGCUAAUUUGGAGGCACAUUUCACGAAUCAACCUCUCAUAACUCCUUGCUGCCAUAAAUCUCAAAUGUAACGUAUCGCUGGUGUGGAUUUGCUCGCGAUGCUGCCGUUCAUGGAGCAUUUUUUUUAAAGGAAUAAAGCGAAUAAGCUCACAACGUCAUUUUACAAGAAGAGAAGCCACCAUGCUGGUGGAUAUAACUUUGCAGUAACUAUUUAGCUUGAAAUUGAAGAAAAUGGAAAAACUCAGAAUAGAGAGAAAUUAAGGAUAAAAAAAUUGAUGAUAAAAAGGUUGUGCUAAAAUAAUAGGAUUGGAAUGUGAUUCUCGAGAAUUAAUUCUACUCUUUAUUUCUUUUUCUUC